GCCUUUUCUUCUUUUUCAGAAAGUCAAUAUUGUGGAUGUGGGCAAUAAUGACGGUGCCUAGGGGUGUGUUUUUACUCCUGCUUUUACAGUGUUUUACUGUAAGAACAUCAGGGCUUUCCCCCAGCUCCAGAUCAGGUCCCUCCUCCCAGUCUGUCCAGUUCAGCUGUGGAUCCACUGUGUGUCCUUCAGGCACAGACUGUGUCAGAAUGAAUGGGACUCUCCAGUGUGCUGACCCCUGCCAGGAGUACACUGUGCUGAAUGAUGACUGGCGCUCAACAAAUAACACGUCCCGCCAGAACCCACGCUGUGACCAAAAUGUUAACUGGCAAGGCUGGUAUCGGCUGUUUCUGGGGCAAACCAAUGCUAAAAUUCCAGAGAGGUGUGUGGCUGAAAGAAGGUGUGGAACCAAUGCUCCUCUAUGGAUAACAACUCCUCAUCCCACACAGUCAGGUCAGAUUGUGAACCGCACUGUGUGUGGCUCAUGGUCAGGAAGCUGCUGUCGUUUCUCCUCACACACCAUCCAUGUCAAGCUCUGCUAUGGAAACUACUUCGUCUACAAACUUGUGCAGCCAAGCGCAUGUUCGCUUGCAUACUGUGCAGAGGUGAACAGAGCAACUCCUGAAGAUCCUUCAACCACACUUGAUCCAAGUACAGCGACCUCUUCUGCCAGUCAGGUUAAUAUCACCUCCACCACAACACCCGACAACAGCUCAGCAGGUGAGGGUGAGGUCCGUCUGGUUAACAGAGGGAACCAGUCCUGCUCUGGCAGAGUAGAGAUCUUCCACCGUGGACAGUGGGGGACGGUGUGUGACGAUGACUGGGACCUCAGGGAUGCCAACGUGGUGUGUAGACAGCUGGACUGUGGCCCUCCUCGUUCAGCAUUACUAAAUGCAGCUUUUGGUCCGGGCAGUGGACCCAUCUGGUUGGAUGAUGUUGGUUGUUCCGGCAACGAAACAUCAAUAACAGAGUGCAGACAUUCAGGGCUUGGGGUCCACAACUGUAAUCACAUUGAAGAUGCCAGUGUUGUCUGUGAAGGAUCUAACAGUACAGUUGUACCCCCCACACCUGUUACAACACCUGGGAACAUCACCUCCACCACAACACCCGACAACAGCUCAGCAGUUGAGGGUGAGGUCCGUCUGGUUAACAGAGGGAACCAGUCCUGCUCUGGCAGAGUAGAGAUCUUCCACCGUGGACAGUGGGGGACGGUGUGUGAUGAUCAAUGGGGCCUGGCUGAUGCUCAGGUGGCGUGCAGACAGAUGGGCUGUGGCAGGGCUCUGUCAGCACCAUCAGUUGCCUAUUUUGGACAGGGCAGUGGACCCAUCUGGUUGGAUGAGGUUGGUUGUUCCGGCAACGAAACAUCAAUAACAGAGUGCAGACAUUCAGGGCUUGGGGUCCACAACUGUACUCACGUUGAUGAUGCCAGUGUUGUCUGUGAAGACUCUGCACUGCAUGAUUACCAGCUAAUUUGCAGCCCUGAUAAACUUCAAAUGGGGCUGGAUUUGGCUGACCUCACCUCAGGUUUGAACCCAUACUCUGGCAACUUGGCAUCUCUUAAUUGCUCCUGGGCCAGAGUACAAAAUAACAUGGUGUGGUAUGAAGUAGACGCUGUGGAAGGUGCCUGUGGAAACACUCUGACGACCAACCGCACACAUGCGAUCUACUCCAACAGUUUAUCUGUCUACCCUGUUAUCAAUGGGUCCUUUAACCUUCCUGUGAGCAUCCCCUUCUCCUGUGCAUAUCCCCUGGAAACAGACACCAGCCUGAAUGUGGCUAUCAGACCAUUCCUGCCGUCUUCAGGGGGUAUUUUAGGAUCUGGUGCCGGACCCAGUGCCGCCAUGUCUCUUUUCCGUAACGCCGCCUUCACUGAGACUUUCCCAGCUGGAGGGGUCAACCUGCCACUGGGUUCACCUUUGUACGUGGGUGUCUCUGUAACAGAAAGAGAGCUCAGAUUUGUUGUUGUUCUGGAGGAAUGCUACGCCUCUCACUCAUCCGAUCCUCACUAUUACCAGCGAUACUCUCUCAUCCAGAACAAGUGUCCGACCGAUGCCCGACAGGUGUCUGUGAUUGAGAGCGGCAUGUCUUUGCGUGCUCGUUUCUCUGCCCUGCUCUUCCUGCUGGAGGACGAUUAUAGAGCCAUUUAUCUUCACUGCAACAUAAGCCUGUGUGACCGAGAGAGAUUUUGCUGUGUCCCAUCCUGUCGAAGGAGGAAAUAUCGCUCUGUUUCCAGCUCUGUUGCUAUGGAACGCGUCAUCAUUGGACCAAUUGCUUGGGACAAGUCAACUAAGUGAGCUGGUUACACCAAAACAUCCCAUAAUGUCAUAUCAUGAAGACGUUUCUCUUAUACACAAGACAUGAAACUAUUUUAAAAACUGGUUUAACCUUUUAUAAUCAAACUUUUCACACUCACACACAGCCUGCUCUGAUUCUUCUGUCCUUUGUAAUGAUUGUGUAACAAAUCAACAAUAACAAAGAAAUAAUAAAAUGUAUUAAAAAAAACAUGUUACCAAACUCUU
Messenger RNA from Labrus mixtus (cuckoo wrasse), 2516 nucleotides. Its product is annotated as pancreatic secretory granule membrane major glycoprotein GP2-like. The record is from RefSeq and is a predicted model, not a curated record. The coding region runs from base 36 to 2291 and encodes 751 amino acids. NCBI's taxonomy places the organism in Eukaryota, Metazoa, Chordata, Actinopteri, Labriformes, Labridae. Gene Ontology annotation, cellular component: membrane. The transcript has 10 exons.